Dama dama (fallow deer) is the source of this 456-nucleotide messenger RNA. RefSeq names its product securin-like. Gene Ontology annotation, biological process: chromosome organization. Lineage: Eukaryota; Metazoa; Chordata; Mammalia; Artiodactyla; Cervidae. The record is from RefSeq and is a predicted model, not a curated record. The coding region runs from base 1 to 456 and encodes 151 amino acids. The transcript has a single exon. Gene Ontology annotation, cellular component: nucleus; cytoplasm.
AUGCGCAAAUGGCGUUCUGUGAGAUCCCAGGAGCUCCUCAGAGCCGGGAUCUGCCCUUGCACGGCGGCUUGGUGUCUGGCUGUCUGGCUGUUGUCAACACCACGUGUUGGCAAAAUGUUUGAUGCUCCACCAGCUUUACCAAAAACUGCCAGAAAGGCUUUGGGAAAUGUCCACAGAGCUACAGAAAAAUCAGUUAAGACAAAUGGACCGCUCAAACAGAAACAGACAACUUUCUCUACCAAAAAGAUUACUGAGAAGACUGUUAAGGCAAAAAGUUCGGUUCCUGCCUCAGAUGACACCUAUCCAGAAAUAGAAAAAUUCUUUCCCUUCAAUCCAUUAGAUUUUGAGAGUUUUGACCUGCCUGAGGGGCACCAGAUUGCACACCUCCCCUUGAAUGGAGUGCCUCUCAUGAUCCUUGAUGAGGAGAGGGAGCCUGAGCAGCUGUUACAGGUGUAA